UGCCUUUAUCUCCUCUACCAAUGGAUCUUUUAGCAAGACUUUGCUCUGUAGACAGCUAAGGGAUGCUUGAAGACUAGGGUGUCUACCUUUGAGAAUCCAUUUUAUGCAGAGAGCCACUCCCCAUGCUCCUGAGAACUGUUGCCUGUCUUCUCAGCCUGCCUCUUUUUAUAAGAUGUUCACUCUGACCAAAGCCUUAGAAAAGGCUCUUCUCCAGCAUUUCAUAUACAUGAAGGUGAACAUCGCCUAUGCCAUCAACAAGCCAUUCCCCUUCUUCGAAGCGCUCCGGGACAAAUCCUUCAUCACUGAGAGAAUGUACAAGGAAUCUCUGGAAGCCUGUCAAAAUCUGGUCCCUCUGUCCAAAGUGGUGCACAAUAUUCUCACCAGUCUGGAGCAGACUUUCCCCCCGUCAGUGCUGCUGACGUUGUUCAGCAAGGUCAACCUCCGGGAAUACCCCAGCCUGGUGGCAAUUUUCAGAAGCUUCAGAAACGGUAAUGUGGUUUCUCCGAUCCUUGUCACAUGUGCAGUGGUGCUACAGUAAAAGCCUGGGUUUGUUUCCAGUGUGGAUUGUGCAUUCCAAUGCC
Mus musculus (house mouse) is the source of this 581-nucleotide messenger RNA. Its product is annotated as sp110 nuclear body protein-like. Bases 104 to 538 code for a protein of 144 amino acids. Lineage: Eukaryota; Metazoa; Chordata; Mammalia; Rodentia; Muridae. The record is from RefSeq and is a predicted model, not a curated record. The transcript is spliced from 2 exons.